This is a messenger RNA of Balaenoptera ricei (Rice's whale), 6692 nucleotides long. Its product is annotated as protein argonaute-4. Bases 354 to 2939 code for a protein of 861 amino acids. The transcript is spliced from 18 exons. The record is from RefSeq and is a predicted model, not a curated record. Gene Ontology annotation, molecular function: RNA binding; protein binding. Lineage: Eukaryota; Metazoa; Chordata; Mammalia; Artiodactyla; Balaenopteridae.
CGGGUGGACCCGGCUUCCGGAGCUGUGCACGCCCCCUCCGUGAGCCGGGACCCCUGGCCGCGCGCGCCCCGCACCCUCUCCCCGCCCGACGGGCGCGCGCGCUGGCUCCCGCUCCCGCUCCCGCUGGCGGCGGCGGCGGGGAUUGUUUUUGUUGUCGCUGAGGCCGGAAGAGCCGCGGGAGCCGGGUCCCUGUUCCCGGGCCGGGCGCCGCCGCCGCCCCUUGCUCAGCGCCCGCGUCUCCGCGGCGCCCCCAUAGCGCCAAUAUUCCGGAGAUCAAGCGUUACGCGGCGGCGGUGGCGGGGCCCGGAGCGGGAGGCGCCGGGGACCGCGGCGAGGCAGCCCCCGCCGCCGCCAUGGAGGCGCUGGGACCCGGACCUCCAACCAGCCUGUUUCAGCCACCUCGUCGUCCUGGCCUUGGAACUGUUGGAAAACCAAUUCGACUGUUAGCCAAUCAUUUUCAGGUUCAGAUUCCUAAAAUAGAUGUGUAUCACUAUGACGUGGAUAUUAAACCAGAAAAACGGCCUCGUAGAGUCAACAGGGACGUAGUAGAUACAAUGGUGCGACACUUCAAGAUGCAGGUAUUUGGUGAUCGGCAGCCUGGCUAUGAUGGCAAAAGAAACAUGUACACAGCACAUCCACUGCCAAUUGGACGGGAGAGGGUUGAUAUGGAAGUGACCCUUCCAGGUGAGGGUAAAGACCAGACCUUUAAAGUGUCUGUUCAGUGGGUAUCAGUUGUGAGCCUUCAGUUGCUUUUAGAAGCUUUGGCCGGGCACUUGAAUGAAGUCCCAGAUGACUCAGUUCAAGCACUUGAUGUUAUCACAAGGCACCUUCCCUCCAUGAGGUACACUCCAGUGGGUCGCUCCUUUUUCUCACCUCCUGAAGGUUACUACCACCCUCUGGGAGGGGGCAGGGAGGUUUGGUUUGGCUUUCAUCAGUCUGUGAGACCUGCCAUGUGGAAUAUGAUGCUGAAUAUUGAUGUAUCUGCAACUGCUUUCUACCGGGCUCAGCCUAUCAUUGAGUUCAUGUGUGAGGUUUUAGACAUUCAGAACAUCAAUGAACAGACCAAACCUCUAACAGACUCCCAGCGUGUCAAGUUUACCAAAGAAAUCAGAGGUCUUAAAGUUGAGGUGACCCACUGUGGACAGAUGAAACGAAAAUAUCGAGUGUGUAAUGUGACUAGACGGCCAGCCAGUCAUCAGACUUUUCCCUUACAGCUAGAAAAUGGGCAAGCAAUGGAAUGUACAGUAGCUCAAUAUUUUAAGCAAAAGUAUAGUCUGCAACUGAAAUACCCGCAUCUUCCCUGUCUCCAGGUGGGACAAGAACAAAAGCAUACAUACUUGCCACUUGAGGUUUGUAAUAUAGUGGCAGGACAACGAUGUAUAAAGAAGCUCACGGACAAUCAGACUUCCACGAUGAUCAAAGCCACAGCAAGAUCUGCUCCUGACAGACAGGAAGAAAUCAGUAGACUGGUGAAGAGUAACAGCAUGGUGGGCGGACCUGAUCCAUAUCUUAAAGAAUUUGGUAUUGUUGUCCACAAUGAAAUGACUGAGCUCACAGGCAGGGUACUUCCAGCACCAAUGCUGCAAUACGGAGGCCGGAAUAAAACGGUAGCCACACCCAACCAGGGUGUCUGGGACAUGCGAGGAAAGCAGUUUUAUGCUGGCAUUGAAAUUAAAGUUUGGGCAGUUGCUUGUUUUGCGCCUCAGAAACAAUGUAGGGAAGAUUUACUAAAGAGUUUCACUGACCAGCUCCGUAAAAUCUCUAAGGAUGCAGGAAUGCCCAUCCAGGGUCAGCCAUGUUUUUGCAAGUAUGCACAAGGUGCAGACAGCGUGGAGCCCAUGUUUAAACACCUGAAAAUGACAUAUGUGGGCCUACAGCUAAUAGUGGUUAUCUUGCCUGGGAAGACACCAGUAUAUGCGGAGGUGAAACGUGUUGGAGAUACCCUCCUGGGUAUGGCUACACAGUGUGUCCAGGUAAAAAAUGUAGUGAAGACCUCACCUCAAACCCUUUCCAACCUUUGCCUGAAGAUAAAUGCAAAGCUCGGAGGAAUUAACAACGUGCUUGUACCUCAUCAAAGGCCCUCGGUGUUCCAGCAGCCUGUCAUCUUCCUGGGAGCAGAUGUCACGCACCCCCCAGCAGGGGAUGGGAAGAAGCCUUCCAUUGCUGCUGUCGUUGGCAGUAUGGACGGCCACCCCAGCCGGUACUGUGCCACCGUUCGGGUGCAGACGUCCCGCCAGGAGAUCUCCCAGGAGCUCCUCUAUAGUCAGGAGGUAAUCCAGGACCUUACUAACAUGGUUCGAGAGCUGCUGAUCCAGUUCUACAAAUCCACACGCUUCAAACCCACUCGGAUCAUCUAUUACCGUGGAGGGGUAUCCGAGGGACAGAUGAAACAGGUAGCUUGGCCAGAACUAAUAGCAAUUCGAAAGGCAUGUAUUAGUUUGGAAGAAGAUUACCGGCCAGGAAUAACCUAUAUUGUGGUGCAGAAAAGACAUCACACACGACUCUUCUGUGCAGAUAAAACAGAGAGGGUGGGGAAAAGUGGCAAUGUACCAGCAGGCACUACCGUGGAUAGCACCAUCACGCAUCCAUCUGAGUUUGACUUUUACCUCUGUAGUCAUGCAGGAAUUCAGGGAACCAGCCGUCCUUCACAUUACCAGGUCUUGUGGGAUGACAACUGCUUCACUGCAGAUGAGCUCCAGUUACUAACUUACCAGCUAUGUCAUACCUAUGUGCGGUGCACACGCUCAGUCUCUAUUCCAGCCCCUGCCUAUUAUGCCCGCCUUGUAGCAUUCAGGGCAAGGUAUCAUCUGGUGGAUAAAGAUCAUGACAGUGCGGAAGGCAGUCAUGUGUCAGGACAGAGCAACGGCCGAGAUCCUCAGGCCUUGGCUAAAGCUGUGCAGAUCCACCAUGAUACCCAGCACACAAUGUAUUUUGCCUGAGAGUCUCAGAAAAAGAACUCAACCAGUUUGGCGCCCCAUGCAGGCUCAAAAUGUUUCAAACGCCUACUGCCUCUAGAGAGAGCCAAGUUGACUUCAGGUGGUCUUCUACCAGCAACUCAGAAUAGUUGCACUGAAUCUAUACUUCGCAGCACUGUCUGAUGCAUCAACAAAAUUGAGCCAUUUUUUUAAAGUAAUAGAUACUCAUUGAUUAUCUUCUCUGAUGCACUGGACUGAAUUUUUACCUCAUCAUGCAAAGGCUAAUCAGCCUGAACUUUCUAAAGGACUUUAUGAGAAAGGUUUCUAUGGACUAUUUUGCUAGCUGUGGUGUUCACCGCAUCCCUCUAGUCUUACAAGAGAAGCUUAUUCCUUUUUUCUGUAUUCGUCGAGUGGGGUAUAUACAUAAAUGGGAGAGAAAAACCAAACAAUCUACUUCAGUUCAGUGUAACUAUUUAAUUGUGUGGGUCCAUAGGCUUUUUAAUGGAGAUUUCUGACUUCACCACUGUAAAUGCCUUUAACGAGCAUUAAUUUUUGAAAGUUUUACAGAGUUUUAUUAGUUUUACUACUUUAUCUAUUGAUCUCUACAGACUUGUGCUGGUGCAAGUACAGGCUGCCAGGCAAUUGCACUAUAUUUGGCUGCAGAUUCAGACAGGCAGUUCUCUUAUUUGGUUGACUUUUGUGAAUGUGUAACACAUGUAAUGCAUGUCGCGGUGACAGAUAACACUGCCAUGGUAAAAGUACUCAUGUUUCCCCCUCUUUGAAAAAAAUUAGCUUUUAGUAUUUUUCAGAGUUUUCAAAAGUGCCCAUUUUAUGCUGCUGUGUGGUUUGUUAGAUCUAAAUGAUUUUUAAACUUUUCUCAUAGCAAGUUAACUUUGGCAAUAAACAUUUUUUAAAGUCCCUCGUCUUCCUCCCCCUGACAGUGUAGUUUUUUAGAUGAGAUUUCGGUAUGAUUUUUAUCAGCUGUUUCUUAUAGAUGAUAAUCUGGCAAUUUCUGAAACUGGUCAGAAAAGACAUAUAUUUCCAUGCCUUUUUAAAGAAUUCUUUUUAUCUGUUUUAUAGUCACAGUUGGUGUCCUGUCACUUUGUUUUAAAAUAAGCUAGAACCAGGAUGCUUCCUUAUUGAAUAGGCUUUGCCAGUCCUUAAGGUACCUUGAGUGAUGCUGCAACUUGCAAAAAUGUACCAGCAUUUAAAACUUUAUUCCCUGGGAAUCAAGGUUACUCAUACAAUUACUUGUAGUGCAAAUUUUUUGCUUCUCUUUCAACCUGAAAUGUACUUGGUGGGGUUUCCUUCCUUUUAUUAAACUAAAACUGCACAGAAAAGGUUGAUUUUUCUUAAUAGAUUCUGGAUUCCGUUCACAGAGAGACAGGAUUCCUUUCUUGUCCAAACAAAGGGAGUUGAUCUAAAGCAAGCAUCAGUUAAAAUGUGGGGGAAAAGGUAUUUUGUAUUUAGUGUAGAUAAUACUUUGUGAAUGGACAACAGUUACAUAGAGUCUUGAUAGUUCCAGCCAGUGUUUCCCAGCCCAAAUUUUACUGACUUGGAAUUCUCUGUCCUGGAACCUCAGGAGUGAGAGCUGAAAGGAGGGAUAAAAGGCCCAGAGCCACUCCAUAUGGCUGAGGAAGGUGCUGGGGGAAGAGAUAGAUGCAGUGUAGUAAAACGGUUUUGCCACCUCUGUCUGGAAACUGCUGGUGGGGGAAACACUGGAUCUAACGGUGAAGGAUGUUGCUUGAACUCAUUAGCUGGUCCAAAUCUCUUAAACUAGCCUUCUCAAAAUCCCAGCAAUAUAAAGCACUGUUUUUCUUCAGUCUUUUAAACAAGCUUGUAAAUACAUUGAAGUUUACAUUUCCAUGUGCUGUUGAUCAGCGGCGCCACCAGUGUUUGCUGAGACUGGUCUCUGAGAGUUUUAUAAUGUAUAUGGAGUCUUAAAGCUCAUUAAGAUACAAGUGCAGACGUCCUUGUUCUCUUCAUAGAGUGGGAUGAAAGCAAGCUCUGUAAUUGAGGCACAAGAUAGGCAGGAGUGAAGGAGAUGGCGGAUGUUAAUUUCUUAAGAUUUUCCUUUUUUGCAAAUACCUCACUUGGACACUACAAAUCAGGACACGUUGGUGAGGGGCUGGCUGCUGCUUUUUAUUCACACUUGUUCAGGGAGAGCGCAGAAAAUACCCUUCAGCUUGGCCACCCUGGACGCAAGAGGAGGAAAAACGGAAGUUUUCUCUAGGAAAAGGAUGACUUGCUGGAGUCCAGGAUGUGAAGAACUCUUGGUGGCUGGCUGGCUGGCCAGUGGGCACCCCAUCUGCACUUGAGUGCCUCGGACUUGCUUGUUAAUAAUGCACAGAAGAAGCGUCACUUCUAACCAUCUCCUGGCAUGUAUGGAGCAGGGAGCAAGGCGGAGUGCCAGGAAGCCCUGACGUGCUUGCAGAUGGGCUAUACACUCGACCUUGAACUGUAGUUUGUAAGACCUCAGUCAGUCCUAGUGCACUGGGGCAAAUCAGUGUAGUGGUGGAGGAAAAGCCUGGAGGCCUAUUUUUAUAGGAAAACAGUACCUUUGAGGGUGUAAUGCUGCCGUUUUGGACAAAAGGAAAGAAAUAUAGAAGAAUUAGGAUUGUUGGAAAAAACUUGCUGAGCGGUGAAUCUUUGAGAGGUAAUUACUGCAGAAUACCAGUUGCAGCAAUACUUACUGCAGGCAGGUCUGAAUGCAUAGUUUUAAUUUGGCUUGACAAUUUGAACACGUUAACCCCUUGGGACUGGCUGAAUCAUUAUGCAUGUGUCAAUCAAUGGGAGGUGUGCAUUCUCUAGAAGUAGGUGUAGGCGGUUUGGUUUUUUUUAAUGCAGCCUGUUUAGGCACUGUCAUGUGGUGUGAAAGAUUUAAAUGUAGCAAUGCUAAAGAGUUAACAGUUUUGGGAUCAGGCACGGGGACAUUAAAAGAGUGGUGAAGAUCCAAAUGUUGAACCAAUUAUGUUUUGUUGUUGUUGUUAGCUGUAGAGUGAACUAGCUGCCCAGCAGUCUGGGCAGACAGAACAUAUUCAUUCUUACUGUAAAUUCUAUUUGCUGUUUCCAAAGGAGAUGAUUUACAAGCAGGCAUAUUCUAUAUGGUCUGUAUUUUAGGAUCUGGUGCCCAGCCUAUAUCAGAGCUUACCUACCUGGCUCAGCUACCUACCCUUCCUGUGGGAAAAGGUAAUCCACUGUUUAACCAGGCUCACCCUCUCUGCCCUGCCCUAGCAACCCUUUGUGGAUGUGCUGUAAGAUUUUCUUGCUCAAUAGCAAGGUGGUAGCUCUGCUUUCAUUUUAAGAAAGUGGAGGCUGAGGGCAUUGUAUCAAUACUGCUUCAACUCCAAGGAUUUUUCCUUGUAAAAUUAAAGGGAAGAUCUUGUUAUCGAUUAACCAUUUUCUUACCCCUUGCUAUUGACAUAUUCAUGCUCUUUCUAUGUCUAGUAGCUGAAAAAUGUUUGCACUUGUUCAUUUGACUCAUGGUGUCAUUUUUGUUUCUAUAUUGUUAGGCCUGUAAUGUUCUAAAAUGUAUUUUAUUAAAUUUGGACUGGAUGUAUGUCUCUAGCAAUACGAGGUACUUUCUAAACUAUUAAGGGAGGGGUGGUAUCCCCAAGUUGAGAUAAGAUGAUGGUUGUUUAAAUUUUGCAAUUUUUUUUUGGUCUGCAGGGAUAUUUUGUGUUCAUGUGUCCAUAAAAGAAUAAAUUGGCAUUCUUGUGCCAAACAUUGUUUUUCUUGUCAAUUGUCUAAUAAAUAUAGCGUAUACUGUAAUAGCAA